GGACCAUCAAGGGAAAACGCCAAAAUCGCGCGAGAAUGAGCGGGAACUCGUAUCGUCAAAGUGAGGCUGGAAUAAUAUUAGCGGGAAGUAUCCAAAAUGGCGCGCGGAAAUGGGGAAACAAAUGGACCAUCUAAUGAAGAUAUAAUGUCCAUUCUCCUUGCUACUGAUUGCCAUCUUGGUUUUAUGGAGAAAGAUCCCAUCAGAGGACAGGAUUCUUUCAUAACCUUUGAAGAAGUGCUUCAGCAAGCUGUUAAAAAUAAUGUUGAUUUUAUCCUGCUUGGAGGGGAUUUAUUCCAUGAUAAUAAGCCAUCUAGGCAUACUCUCCACCAGACCAUGUAUCUGCUAAGAAAGUAUUGUAUGGGAAACAGGCCUAGUCAGUUGGAAUUUCUGAGUGAUCAGACAAUUAAUUUCAGCCAUUGCAAAGUUCCAGUUGUUAAUUACGAAGACCCAAAUUUAAAUGUUUCAUAUCCCGUUUUAUCUGUUCACGGAAAUCAUGACGAUCCAACUGGCGAAGGCAGCUUAAGUGCCAUCGACCUUCUCAGUGUUUGCGGUCUUCUCAACCACUUUGGCAAGACACCAAGUGUAGAUGAGAUUGAGAUAAGUCCAGUCCUCCUUCAGAAGGGGGAAACAAAGCUGGCUCUUUUCGGCCUAGGCUCAGUCAGGGACGAAAGGCUUCACAAAACAUUUUGUAAUAACAAAGUUAGAAUGCUUCGACCAAAGGAUGACCCAGAGUCGUGGUUCAAUAUUUUUGUUAUUCAUCAAAACAGAGCAAAACACGGAGCAACGAACUAUAUCCCUGAAAGUUUUCUUGAUGAAUUUCUAGACUUGGUGGUCUGGGGGCAUGAGCACGAGUGCCUUAUCGACGCUGAGUGGUCGGUCUCUGGAAAAGCCUUCUACGUCACGCAGCCUGGCUCCACCGUUGCAACAUCAUUGUCACCAGGAGAAGCAAAGCCAAAGCAUGUUGGACUUCUCCAAAUACACAAGAAGAAUUUCAAGCUGGACAAAAUACCUUUGACCACUGUGCGGCCGUUCCUGAUGGAUGACGUCAUUCUCAAUGAUACAAGCUUAGACCCAUCAUCUGAAGAACGCGUCUCAUCCUACCUAAACCACAAGGUGGAAUCAAUGAUUGCCAAAAUCCCAAAUGCAGAAGAAACUUUGCCCCUCAUAAGGCUCAAGGUGGAAUACAGUGGUGGCUUUAGCGCCCUGAAUCCUCAUAGAUUUGGACAGUCCUUCGUCAAUCGCAUCGCAAAUCCUAAAGACAUUCUUCUCUUCUACCGAAAGAGAGCACCAUUCACAAAAGGAGAGAAAUCGGAAAACACGGGGAAUUUUGCCGAUUUUGCAGUCGAUCAUGUGGAUGGUGUGCGAAUGGAGGAUGUUAUAAAGGAAAUUCUUAAUAGCACUGACCAGUCUCUGCAGUUAAAUGUUUUAUCAGAACGAAGACUGGGCAAGGCAUUACGCGAGUUCGUUGACAAGGAAGAGAAGGAUGCUAUUCAAGAAUUGGUGAAAUGGGAACUUGGAAAAGUGCAAAGCGAAUUGAUUCAAAGAAACGCAAAGGAGGACAGCAUAUCUGAGGAGCUUGCAAAUGUAAAACUCAAGAGGGAGGCGGAUAUCGAUGACCAAAAAGAAAAUGAGGAGAUUGAGAAGGUGCUAGCCAGCUCCCGCACCAACAUAGUCAGCAAUGCCGAUUCAUUUGAAAGUGAUGCAAGUGACGAUGAUGUGGGCAAUGCACCGAGCAGCAGUGGCACUCGUGGCGGUACUCGAGGUAGUCGACGUGCGCGGGGUGCUUCUAAUGCGCGUGGUUCCGCACGCGGGAGAGGUUCGCGAGGGACCACAAAGUCCCGCGCUACAAGCAACAGAGGGAGGGGUUCUCGUGGAGGUGCUGCGAAAAACUCCCUUUUAACUGAUUCAUUUAUCACCGUGACAAAACCCUCACAAAAAAGAGUGAAGACAGAGUCCAUUGAUUUGUCUAGUGAUGAAAACGGUUAUGAUGACACAAAUUUAUCAACUGUCUCCAGGGGAAGCAGGCAAUCACGCAAAGCAUACGAGCAAUCAAUUCCUGUGAGUAGCAGCGACGAGGACUCGGACCCGUUUGCCAUUCCGGCUUCAACUCGCAAAAGAUCCAGACGAUAACAGACUGGAAAUUUCAGAGUCAAAUGCAAAGGAUAGUUCAAAACUAUAGAAUGUCUUAGAUCAAGCUAAACCUAAGCCCUGGCUCCUCUAAAGCUUCGAAACUCACUAGUAGAAAAUAAUUUUUUCACAUGACAUACAGGAAGGAAAGCAAAUAUUUCUUGAAUCAUUGAAAGUAAGAAUUAUCGAAAGUUCCUUACCUAAAUAGUAGCAAUUGAGGAAAAAUUUUCUUUAAAUUGUUAAUAACUCGAAUUUUCAAGUAUUUCACUUAGAAAGUGUUUGCAUAGGUUGUUUAUGUUCACAGAGAUAUAGAAUCUCCAAUCAAAUCUAAACAGAUUUUUAAAA
This is a messenger RNA of Rhopilema esculentum, 2472 nucleotides long. Its product is annotated as double-strand break repair protein MRE11. Gene Ontology annotation, cellular component: nucleus; Mre11 complex; site of double-strand break. Gene Ontology annotation, biological process: mitochondrial double-strand break repair via homologous recombination; double-strand break repair via nonhomologous end joining; telomere maintenance. Gene Ontology annotation, molecular function: single-stranded DNA endonuclease activity; manganese ion binding; 3'-5'-DNA exonuclease activity. Lineage: Eukaryota; Metazoa; Cnidaria; Scyphozoa; Rhizostomeae; Rhizostomatidae. The record is from RefSeq and is a predicted model, not a curated record.